Molecule: messenger RNA, 2357 nt
Organism: Geodia barretti
Lineage: Eukaryota; Metazoa; Porifera; Demospongiae; Tetractinellida; Geodiidae
Source: the annotation of a GenBank genome assembly
UCACACAUAAGCAAAAGGCGGGCGAUAUUUUCAGAGACAUUUUCCGGACAGCUGGUGGUUCCAGGGGAGAAAGAACGGAUCAGUCCUCACUGAACACAACUCUGGAACCGAGCAGAUAGUGGAGGUGACAGGAUGUUCUAUGGUGCUUAUGUAUUGGCCAAGAAGGGUCCGCUGGCCAAAGUGUGGCUGGCGGCUCACUGGGACAAGAAGCUGACCAAGGCUCACGUCUUUGAGACCGAUGUCUCAGCCACAGUUGAAGACAUCAUCUCACCAAAGGUCCGUAUGGCUCUGAGGACUUCUGGCCACCUCCUCCUGGGAGUGGUCAGGAUCUACUCUCGGAAACAAAAGUACCUCAUUCACGACCUGGGAGAGGCCUGUGCCAAGAUCAGAAUGGCCUUCAGACCAGGUAUAGUGGAUCUGCCCAGUGAGGGGGGAGUGGUCAAUACGGAUGCCAUCACUCUGCCUGAGAUAUUCCAUGACUUUGAGACGGCUGUUGCCGACCUUGGUUCUCUGGACAUGGAAGAGCAGUUCACCAUCAACCGGAGUCGUAUGGCUGAGAUCACUAUUGCCGAAGACCUCACUGGGGGUGUGGGCGGGGCGCCCGACCCGUUCUCUGAGUUUGGGGAGUUUGGAGACGAGUUUGGUGGAGGUAUGGAAGACAUUGAGAGGGCGAGGAAGGCCGUCACCUUUGAGGAGGAGAAAGACAAGACCGACAGGACCUCCCUGCAGGUGACAGGAGAUGCCAGCUCGACCCUGUUGGCAGAGGGGGGAAGGAAGGGAGGGAUGGGGGAAGAAGGACUGCCAGACCACAAUGAUUUCGGAGGAGGGGAUUUCCUGGAGGACCUGGGAGGGCUCGGUGGGCUGGAGGGACUGGGCGAGGUACCCAGUGUCGGGGAUAUCACUAUGGAUGGUGGUCAGACCAGGGAGGAUGCCAGCUCUCCUCCCAAACCUCAGGGAGAGGAAGAGCCAAUGGAAGUGGACAGACAACAGGAGGAGCAGGCAGAGCACGACCAGACCUCAGAGCAGCCCGGACCACCGCCUCCUCCCGGGGAAGACGAGAGUGGGUUCGUACUUGAGCCAGUCGACGUCACGCUGGCCGCAGACACCACGACAAGGACAAAGAAACGCAAGCGACGACUUGUCGUGGACGAGGACAAGGAGUUUGACUCGAAAAGCAUCCGCUCUCAACUGGAGGACUUCUCAGACACUCUCCAGCCGAAGCUCUUCCCGCCUCCGACCAAGAAAGCCAUGAUGUGGAAGGACAUGACGACGUGCGAGCAGCUGUUCGUGCGCCCGGUGUUUCCCUUCAUCGCGGCCAACAUACUCCGGAUGGUGACUCGGAACUACACCAGCACAAUUCCCGAUGAGCCUACUGAUGAGUCGCUCCUUGACUUGGAGCAACAGGAGGAGGGUGGUGUGGAUGCCAACGCCACUCGAGACACUGUGGGUGAGGUGGAGAAGGCGAGAGGUGCUGACGUGAGUGAGGCAGACUCCACCAUCGCGGGUAUCGGCGAUGCUGCAACCAUCAACGGAGAGCCAGUGUUGGAUGGCGUUGGGAACGAGACAACCGGGGUCCCACUUGAGGACAGGGAGUUUGGUUUGGAGGACGGCGGGGUAGAGCAGCGGGGUGAAUUUCCUCCGGGGGAGGAACCUCUGCCCGACGAACUUGCUGCGAGUCGAGUCAUCCCGGACAUGCCCGAGCUGGAGGGGCUGUCGACGGACGACGCAGCCUCUCAAGCAACGGCCACGUCGGAUGAUAAACACUCCGGGGAGAUGUCGGAGGAGUUCGAGAAGCACCGGUGGACGAAACGCACACAGCAAGUCCUCAAGAUGCUGGAUCGCAGUCUCACUAACAGCCCAGACACACCGUUUUCGGCUCUCACACAGAAAUGCAGCCGGAAGCAGGCGGCAUCUCGGUUUUACACCUGCCUUCUCCUGGCCAAAGAGAACACCAUUCAUGUCCAGCAGACCACCGCCUACGGAGAAAUCCUCAUUACAAAAGGCCCCAAAUUUACCAAGGCUUUCUGAACACCCCACACACCAUCAAGACAUACAUUUCUAUGCAAAGCUAUCGUUGUGUUAUGUGUGCACCACCUACCAACUAGUACGCUUCCUAGCUUUUUCAGUCACACUCACUGUCACCUACUGGACUCUAUAUUUAGAACCGCAGUCAUGUUUCAACACAUUUCUCACAGUUUGGUUUAUAUCGCCACGUGUCAAUACACCAUUAUAAUAUUUACCCCUAUAGAUUACUUAUGGAUAAUUAUAUAUACCAUAUUAUUUUGAAUGGUGAGAGCAUAAUCAAUCGUAACUUGCAAUAAUGUAUAAGUACUUUGGCUAUCCUGCCGGUGUAUACC